CAUGGAUCUGGUCAUCACGCAAGAGCUGGCCCGCACCGAAAGCCACCAAGACCAGGCCGCCCUGAAGCRAGCCUACGAGCUCAUCAAGUCUGCCAACAUGGGGAAGUCUGAGUUCGACCCCUCAGAGAGCUUUAGCCCGGACCUGUUCGUGCUGUGUGCAGAGCAGGCCCUCAAGAUGGGGCAGCCAGAGAUGAGCGAGGACUGCAUCCAAAUGUACUUCAAGGUGAAGGGGCCAGUCACCCAGUUUCUGGGCCGAGCACACCUGUGCAGGGCCCAGCUGUGUGCCCCUACGUCGUCAGACAACCUGGAGGAAUUUGAAAACUGCGUGACUCAGUACAUGAAAGCUAUAAACUUUGCAAAAGGGGAACCCAGGUACUACUUCCUGGUGUACAAUGCCUCCGUGCUCUACUGGCACAUGGUGAGGCCGUUCCUCAAGCCUGGAUGCCACCAGUACGUGAUCCCCAGCCUCUCCCAGAUCGUGAGCGUGCUAAACCAGACAGAGGAGGAAGACAAGGAAUGGCGGGCGGAGCUGAUGCUGGAACUUCUUGAGUGUUACCUGCAAGCUGGGAAAAAGGAGGAGGCAGCCAAGUUUUGUUUGACGGCAGCGCCAUUCAUAAAAGCCAACGUGCCCCACAAGUACCAGCAGAUAUACUCCGUCAUGGUUCGUCAUGAAUUAAUGGAUGAGCUUCACUUAAAGAUGGAAAAGAAAACUUCCAUCAGCCUGUCAGUGUCUUUCCACAUCAAUUCCCUCAAAGCAAAGCUGGAUAAAAAUGAGUUACCGGAAGACGUCUCUUCGAUUCUGAAGAGGGCCUACAGACAGAUAGGUCUGUGUAACAUCCAGCGCUUUCCUGCAAUGAGAGGAGAAAAAAUGCUUUUGCUUUUCGAAUUAGCUCGUUUCUCUCUGACCUUGAAAUGUGAAGACAUCACCUCUGACUGCCUCUCAGACCUGAAGAAAAUGGAYAGCAAAGACCCCGGAAAGCUGAUUGAGAUUGAAUGCCUGGAGUGUGAACUCGAAGCCUCCAGACUUGAAAAUAAAGUGAGAAUCUACCUCCGGACAGCUGUGGAGGCCCAGCUGAGCAUCAUUAGCAGACUGGACGUGGUGCUGCAGCGUGCCAUCCGCCUGGGCGAYCCCCAGGCCAUCCACGUGGUGUGCACCACGCAGUGGAACACCUGCCUGCCCCUGCUGCAGCACAGCCUGCGGCACCACCUGCGGAAGCCACUGACCACCGUGGCGGAGAUCCUGGAGAAGGUGGACAGCCUCAUGACUCUGCUCCGCUGCCAAGUACACAUGGAGAUGGCGCACAUCGAAGAGGACGAGGACCGGCUAGAGCCUGCCAUGGAGCACCUGCAGAAGGCCAUGCGCCUGGACACACUGGGCCUCUACCAGGACAAGCUCAAGAUGGCCUUCACCCGGCUACAACUGUGCACCAUGCUGUACCAGUCUCCUGAGCGUGCUGAGGACAGGGCCAUCAUGGUCAUCGAGCAGGCAAAAAAAGCUAUCCCCAAGGACAGCGUGAGAAAGAAGCGGGCCCUCCUGGUGAAUGCAGGCCUGGCCUUGGCCCCUGACACCUUCCAGAUUGUGCUGGACAGUGAGAAUGAAGCCAAAGUUUCCACUGGGAAAACCAGGGGCAGAUUCUCCUACCUCUUCGCAAAGGCUCGACAUCACAUGCUUAGUGUGGACAAGGCUGCUGGGCAUCUGCGGCGUCUGGGAAACGAGAAUGACCAGGAGAGAAUCCAGAUUUGGGCAGAGCUGGCCAAGGUUGCUCGGAAGCAAGAGGUGUGGGAUGUGUGCCGGACAGCCAGCCGCUUCUGCCUGCUGUAUGACAGCACCAAGGCCAAGAAGUCCCCAAGGCAGAAGAGAGGAAGGAAGAAGCGGACCACAGAAGGCUCUGUGCAGGACUGGGGCCAGUCAGAAGGGGUGCUGCCGAGGCAGCGGUCCCACAGCCUUCUGCGCAAGUUCGCCGAGGUGGGGUUCAUCAGCGCUGAGGCCACCAUCCACUUGCUGCACACAGAAGGUGUAGAGCUGAAUGACCAGGCUGUCCCCCCUGAGGACUUGAGCCAGCACCCAGCUGGCUACGUGCCUGAGCCCCCAGAGACRAACCCAGAGUGGAUCACCUACAGAACUUGGAUAGAAAGCCUGUCGGAGUACACCAUGAACAACUGGCUGCGCUCGGCGGAGAUCGGGCUGGAGAUCGGGGAGGCCUGGGUGGUACAAAAUGCUGCCGUCUACRUGCUGAACCACAACCACCAUCUCAUCGUGGCUGGGCGGCAGAGGGAGCUGGUGGACCCCCUGCAUAAGCUCCUGAGCAUCAUCAAGGCCUCUGACCACCAAGGGGAYGCGGUCCUGCUGGUGAUGCUCUGCAGUGCCCUGGCUCGAGGCCUGAUCAUCAGCUGGAUCCCCACCCAGACGCCCGAGAAGGCAAAAAAGCUCCCGAAACCAAACACUUUUCACAUCCCCCUGGACUCGGCGGCUGCCACUGAGAUCCGAACAGCAGUGGAGGUCUGCGAGUUUGCGCUGAGCCAGACCAGCGGGAGUGUGCCCGAGGAGGUGGUGCCCACCAGUGUGCGGCAGCAGCUCAUUGCCACUUGGGUGAAGGCCAAGCAGAUGGCACAGCAGCAGAUCGGGCCACGGCUGGGCACCGACGAGCAGAGCACCAGCGAGGACAUCAGCUCUGUGACUAGAGUCCUCGUAGCUCUGGAGAUGUACUCCUGCAACGGGCUGGGCCUCAUGGACUUCACGGUGCCCCCCCUGGCCCAGGUGGUGAAAAUGGCCUCCGAGUGCAGCUGGUCAGAGCCCUUGGUGGAGCUGCAGACGCUGACCAGGCUGACCCACUUUGCCUAUGCGGCCCAUGAUCAUGAGACCACCAUGACCUGCUGUCAGAUGGCCACACAGUUGGGCAUCAAGUACCUGAGGGUGUUCGGUCCGGUGGAGACCCAGCUGGUGGCGGAGAUGCUAUGCACAGCUACCUGCAUCCAGGGCCGAAGCAUCAUGGAAAACCUGAAGGGGAGGAAGCAGCUGCGGCUGGUGGCCGCCAAGGCCUUUGUGGAGAGUGCCAGGUUUGGGGGCCUCGCAGGCAGCAGCGCCCUGGUGAUGCUGGCCGCUCGUCACUACUGGAAUGCCUGGCUGCCGCUCCUAUCCUCGGCUGUCAACAGGAAGAAGGCCCAGGGGGCCGUCCAGAAGCUCAUCGGCAUCAUCAACAAGACGGAGGCCAGGAAGCAGGAGAAAGGAAACACGCUGCUGCUGCAUCAGUGGCCCACGGCGGACUUCCAGAGCAGCAGGAUGACAGCUGAGGGCCACUUUCUCCCAGGGGCCGAGGAUGACCUCACACUGCGUGCUGCCCUCUAUGGCCUGCUCUUCCACAGCCACGCUGACCAGGAUGACUGGGAGGGUGGCCUUAAGGUGCUGGAUGAGGCUGUGCACGUGCUGCCGCGCACCGCCCACCGCCUCUUGAUUUUCAAACACAUGGUCAUCGUGAAAGCCAAACUUGGCCAGAAUUUUACUAUGGAAAUUCAGAAGUUCAAGGACGAAAGCGAGGACUACUUGGCCCACAUGUGGCACCGUCUGGCCCUGAACUCAAAGACCGUGUGUGGGCARCUGACCUGCUACGAGAAUGCCAUCAAGGCACUGCAGAAGCCGGAGAGUGAGUGGCAGAAGGUGGACUACAUCCUGGAGUUCAGCCAGUGGCUCUGCUUCCAUCAGUUUCCUCUCGAAGACGUGGUCCUCCACCUCAACUGGGCAGUGGAGAUCCUGAUGGUCAUGAAACCCACCAGGGGUGACCCCGAGCUGGAGCCUGAGUGGGAGCCUGGGCUGGAAGGGGAGUGCACCUCCGUUCAGACCCCAGCAGAAGACGCUGCGACCCAGGAGGAGCCCGUCUCCUGGGAGCAGCCAUGGAAUGUGAAGCAGCUGGAAGCGCUGGCCCGCGUGCACAUCCUGCGGGCGCUGAUAGAGACCCCCAGCUCCACCCACUACCGGGACGACUGCCUGGCGGCCUACACCUUCCUCAGGCACAUCUGGCAGGUUUCUUUGUUGACAGCCGGAAAAUCAUUUCUAGAAAAUAGAAUUCUAGUAGCAGCCAGUUCGUAUAUGUCAUUGUCUAAAAAAGAGAAGGAGAAAGGAAAAGAGAAGGGGAAGGAGAAGGAGGAGAAGGAGAAGGAGAAGGUCAAGGAGAAGGAGAAGGGGAAGGAGGAGAAGGAGAAGGUCACGGAGAAGGGGAAGGAGGAGAAGGAGAAGGGGAAGGAGGAGGAGAAGGGGAAGGAGGAGAAGGAGAAGAUCAAGGAGAAGGUCAAGGAGAAGGAGAAGGGGAAGGAGGAGAAGGAGAAGAUCAAGGAGAAGGUCAAGGAGAAGGAGAAGGGGAAGGAGGAGAAGGAGAAGAUCAAGGACGGGAAGCAGGUGAGGGCCUCGGCUCCCCACAAGCAGCUCGAAGACUUGCCAGCCAGUGCGGAAGAGUGGGCUUUCUACUCCUGCCCUGAGGAGCUGCUGGCAGUGUUCAAGCAGGACCAAAGUGACUUCACCGUGAACUCCACCACCAUCCAAAAGCCGACGUACACUCUGUACUACCUGGACCUCCUGGUCAAGGCCCUGCAGAAGAUGUCUCUGCAUGAGCUCACCAUCCCGGUCCUGCAGCUGGGCGUCCUCAUCGCAGAUGCAGUGGUGGAAAGCAAGAGCCUGGCAGACCUCUACCACCUUCGGCUUGCCCGAGUGUGCUGGGACCUGAGGUUGACCGCAGCGGCUGCCCACCACGAGGCGGUGGUCGGGCAGACGUACAUCAGUGACAUGGAGCAGGCCAGCUGCAGGAAGGAGAUCGCAUUGAGAAAGGAGAAGAACAAGGAGCCCGUUCUGGAAGAAAGCCUGCCAGUGCUGAUUGAGCCUGAGGCUCCAAGCCACCCAGAAGAGGUGAAGCCACUCAUAGCCCAAGACAAGAUUCUGAAGAUAAAUGGAGAGACCGGGAGGGGUCUGGAGGGAACGUCCUAUCCCCAGCUGUGGCUGCUCAAGGCGGAGGCUCUGCUGGAAAUGAACCUGUACCAGCCUGCACGGCUGCUCCUGUCAGAGGCUUACCUGGCUUUCCAGGAGCUCAAGGAUCCUUGUGCAGAAUCACAGUGCCUGUUACUCCUGGCCCAGCUGGCCAACCAGGAGAAGAACCAUGGACAAGCUAAGAGGAUGAUCGAGAAGGCCCAGUGCCUGGGCGGAAGUGAGGAGUUUUGGUACAAUUUGACCCUGACUCUGGCCGACGCCGUCUUGUCCUCAGAAGACAAUGGGAGAGAAGCUGCGGCUUGCCGACUAUAUAAGAAGCUCAUGGAUGCCUUCAGCCACCUCCAGAAAGACAGGCCUAACCGAGUGCACACACUGAAGUUCUUCACCAUGGACCUGGAAGCCAGGAUCAUGAACCUUCGGAUCCAAAUCACCCAGAACUCAGAGCACAGCAAACUUCCUGACUGCUGGGUUUUGUUCAAGGAGAUGGAUGAUCAACUGCUGAAAAUUGAAGAAGACUUUAUUAAGUGUGGCUAUGAGGAGAAUUGUGUCAAUAUAAAACUACAGCGUGCAAAGAUAAAGAGGUUUUGUGCCCAAAAUGAGACAGAUAGAGAACACAAAGUCACACAUUACUUGGAGGCACACGACCUGAUCCAGAAAGCUGUGGCUGCAGAGGAAGAGCUGUUUCAUAGGAUCCGAGGUUUGCUGGCCCUUCAAGAGCUGCAGAACACCAACACCCCCCUGAUGAGGAAGCUGGCCCGCCACAAGCUCAGCCUGGUGGAGGUGUCCCUGGACAUGCUGCAGCUUAUGUGGGAGGAGGGGCUGGAGCAGCUGGAGCCACGGUCCCUGGAGAAGCUGCUCGAGACCUACCUGCAGAGCACCAGCGACUACACGUCCACCGGCCUGCAAUGGUUCAUGCUGAAGCGCACCCUGGCCCACUCGGUGCUGGCACAGCUGGAGAGCCUGCAGCCACUGAGCGCCGGCUGCGUGGAGAUCCAUGCCCGGCUCCUGGGCCUGGCCGGGAGGGCCCUGCACCUGCUGGCCAUGCAGGCAGACCCUCUUCGUCCCGACUUGUGCUGGGAAGACGGCUUCUCGGUGGGCGCUAAGCUGAGCAGGCUCCGAUCUCUAGAGCAAGAAGCAGAGAACAAGAGUGCCAAGGCCUUUCUCGGGGACCUGCCAGCCCUCGGAGCAGCCCCCGAGGGGAACUGCAGAAAGGGCGAGAGUCUGAGGAGGAGGAUGGUGCUGGCCCAGAGGUACCUGGCCCAGACCUCUGAGGUGCUGCUGCAGUGCCUGCAGGUAGCCCUGGACAGAGGCCUCCUGGGCAUCGCAGCUGCCGCCAGUCUUGAGAUGGUGGAAUGCAUCGGCACCCUGGACCCUGUGGCCACCUGCCAGUUCCUGGCACUGUCUCAGAGCUGCACAGCCUCCGAGGUCAUGCGGGGCAUCCUGUCCACAGCCGCCGCCAACACCAGCAGCUCCCAGCUGGCAGCCCUGCUGCAGCUCCGUCACCAGCUACAGCUACAAGACAAGACUUCCACCAGCCUGCUCGCCAGCGUGGAGCAGAGGCUGGCCACCAUCUCCAAGGCCUGGCAGAACCUCUGUGUAACAGAGCAGCAUUUCAAUCUCCUGCACGAGAUUCCACCCACCUACCGAGUCCUCUUCCUGCACCAUUCACAGGACAGGACCCGUCUGUACGGCGCUGCCUACGAGAGACCCAAGCACCAGCCCACAGCCAAGGGGAAGGUGCAGGAAGUGGGUGGCCACUGCAAGGUCAUUCGUGUAACUGUGAAUCCAGCUGCCCUCUCAGACCUGUUGGCCAGUGCCCAGCAGUUCUAUGAGCAGAUCCAGGAUCAGAYACUCAGUGAGGACACCACCCAGAACACAGGCACGGAAUCAGACAGCCCGCACGCUGAGGAGCCGGGCAGCAGCCAGCAGAGGACCAGCGGCGUGCUGGCGCCCAUGGAGGAAUACCUGAAGCCGCUCUUCCCCCUGCUCAGCCUCCCUGAGUCCAGAACACAGAUGCCUGUGGUUGUGACCGACCCAGGGAAGUCAAAGGGCAAAGAGAAAGAGCGGAGGACGUCUGUCGUACAAGCUCAGCCUGAGGGUCCCAGCCACGUGAUCCUGGUGGCAGACAAGCACCUCCUUGAGCUGCCGCUGGAAGGACUCUCUGUGCUCCACGAGGGGGCGGCCUCCUCUGUGUCGCGGGAGUUCUCUCUCCAAAUGCUGUUCAACCGCCUCCACCGCGAGGAGCCAGGUGAGAGCUUGAAAAAGGAGGGCAGAAGCAGAGACUUCAAGAGGAAAAGCCCCUCAAAGAAGGGUGUGAAGGGCGUGCUCCGGGUCGUCCCGCCAGAUUGCCUCACCAUUGACUCAGACGGCUUCAGGUUCGUCAUAGACCCCUUCGACGAGGCCCAGAGCAUCAAGAUGGUGACUCCUGUCUCUGUGACUCGGGAUAUUCUGGAAAGAUUCCAAGAGACAUACACUCUGCGAUGGUCGGGGCAUCUGGGAAAUCAGAACUUUCCAAGCCAGGCAGAGUGGGAGCAGGCGCUGGGCAGCUGCAGAGGGUUCUUCUUCUACGGGAUGGAGAGCUUCCUGUCCCACAUACUAGUGGAGAGACUGGUGGCCAUGAACCUGCAGGAGUGCCAGAUGAUGGUCCUGCUGCACCUGACACGGUCCUAUGAGAGCCUGCGGAGGCACAAGGAGGUCUCRGAGAGCAAAAGCACCUCACAGCUGUCCCUGGAGAAGCCUGUCCAGACUGCCAUCCUCCUGAGCCUGGUGGGGGUCCAGAGCAUCGUGGCCAACCAGUGGCCAACAUCACUGCAGGACAAUGCAUUGCGGGCCAGCGUCCUGUGGGACAAUCUGCUGGCACUGGGCAAGCCGAUUGGGAAGACGGUCCGGCUCCUUCAGAAGAUGGAAGGCAGCGAGAUGGCUGAGCCAGACGAGGCGUCUCAGGACCGGGCCGUGCCCCUCCAGCCAGUCCCCAGUGUGGAGCCCUUCUCCACCACCCUGGGCCUGGUCCUCUACGGGCUGCCGAACCAAGCCAUUGUGUGA
Urocitellus parryii (Arctic ground squirrel) is the source of this 8014-nucleotide messenger RNA. RefSeq names its product cilia and flagella associated protein 46 (gene Cfap46). Lineage: Eukaryota; Metazoa; Chordata; Mammalia; Rodentia; Sciuridae. Gene Ontology annotation, molecular function: protein binding. Gene Ontology annotation, biological process: axoneme assembly; cilium movement involved in cell motility. The record is from RefSeq and is a predicted model, not a curated record.